AUCGUAUUUCUAAUCAUCUAAAACUAUUUUCUAGCGGCGUCCUGAAAGAAGGGAAAGAUCCAGAAUCCAAACCUCGUUUUUAAUGGAUUUUGUACCUUUCUGAGUCGCAACUUUGGCUCAAGGCGUCAAAAGUUGAGCGAGUCGCAAUCGUGAAGUGCAUUCUUGAAUUACGCAGCGUGGCAAAAUAGAUGAAAACAACUCCGCUACUGUUUGAGUACAAGGUCGACGCUGUCUAAAAGGACCUACUUUGGUGAAACAAGAGUAACUAUUUUCGAAGAAGAGAGGAAAAACAAAGACUCCGAAAAACAUCUUGAACUUUUGACGCCAGAUUUGACCAUAGUCGUUUAUCUGUGUUUACAAAUAUUACGUUGUACGGAAUCUUAGAACUUUAGACUCGCCAGGACACAAAACCAUUUAUAUAUAUAUAACGUGAUUCAGUGUACGAGUGUACGAUUCAGUGUAUAACGUGAUUCAGUGUACGAGGGAGAAAUGUCGACACGGAAAUACUGUACAAGCCAGGACCAGGGACUAUCGCGACAGAGUACGAAAACCUAUAAAGCAGUUCGACAAAAAUCAAACGCUGAGCUUGGUGAGAAACUUCGACGCUUAGACAAGGAACAUUACACGACUAUCUCGAAACUCUUGAACGAGAGGUACACUUGGAGAACGAUUCAUUACAAUUUACAACGUUCCGGAGAAGAAUCAUCUUCAGAAAGCGAUGGUGAUAGCGGACCCGAAGACAUUUCACAUUGUACUGUCACUAACGAGGAGGAAUGCCAAACUGUAGAGAAAAAGGUUCAAGGUGCACUCAUGGACAACGGUAAGAAACUAAAUUAUCUUCAGUUACCGAGCAUAAUCGAGGAGUCGACGAUGAUUUCCAGACAAAGAUCUCCGAAAUUAGGUCGGAGCCCUCUUCCACCAUUGUCGGAACAUGGCUUCCCGACUCGUGUCCGACGAAACACCGAGAGCAACCACGAAAGGCCGACAUUAACACGACAGCGUCAACGAAGUACGACCCUUCCUGUGGGUCACAUGCCUGGGGACAGACAAAGAAAGACAGACUUGAAGAAAAUUUCGAAACAUGACAAGUUAACGCAUAGCGAAGGAAAACGAGUGGGUGACGAAAAGUCUAGUCUAAACAGAAUUCAAGACGAUAAUGAAGUAAAGAACACGACCUUAUCGUGGGAGGAUCAGAUGCAAGGCUGUCGAUACCUAAGACCGCACAAGAGGAAUUCGACACCUGACUUUCUAGACAUGAAGGAAAUAUUUCACGUAACCUCUGAUAGAUCAACGAGUAAGAAUGAUUAGCGCUGAUUUAUAUUGAGCGUAAGGUAGCGUGAGGAAAGAUCUUUUAACUAUACAGACCAUAAUCUAAACCAAGGAAAUAUAAGCCUUGGAGGGAGUCUAACUGAAAGAGACCAAAGUAAAAAGAACUUUUCAA
Messenger RNA from Stylophora pistillata, 1441 nucleotides. RefSeq lists its product as uncharacterized. The record is from RefSeq and is a predicted model, not a curated record. Lineage: Eukaryota; Metazoa; Cnidaria; Anthozoa; Scleractinia; Pocilloporidae.